GGUGUGGGCAGGUUCUUCAGGCUUCUAGAGGUCAGAUUUUGCUGGAGGGUUACCCACUGAAUGCACGAUGUGAAUGGACUAUUCAUGUUCAAGCUGGAUUUAACAUUGAAUUAAGAUUUUCCAUGCUGAGCCUGGAGUUUGACUACAUGUGCCAGUAUGACUAUGUGGAGGUCCGUGAUGGGGACAAUUUGGACAGCCGAAUAAUUAAGAAAUUCUGUGGAAAUGAGAGGCCGCCUCCCAUCCAAAGCACUGGGUCUUCACUCCAUGUCCUCUUCCAGUCUGACGGAUCCAAGAACUUUGAUGGAUUUCAUGCUGUCUUUGAAGAAAUUACAGCUUGUUCUUCAUCUCCAUGUCUUCAUGAUGGAACAUGCAUUCUAGACAAAAGCGGUACCUACAAAUGUGCCUGUCUGGCUGGCUAUACAGGGAAUCGCUGUGAAAACUUGGUGAUGUGUAGGACUCCAGGUGCUCCUGCUCAUGGUAUUGUGGAAGGAGAUGACUUUAAAUACGGGGCCCAGGUUUACUUCAAGUGCAACGCAGGUUACAGCUUAAAAGGCAGCCACGUUGCCUACUGUCAGCUUGAUGGGAUUUGGUCAACACGUCAUCCUGAAUGUGUUCUAGAUGAAAAAAACUGCUCAGAUCCUGGUGGCCCACUCAAUGGCUACAGAAGAGUAGUAGAAGACACUGGGCUCUUGAAGGGACGCUAUGCAAAAAUUGGCACAGUCAUUGCUUUCUUUUGUAACAACUCAUAUGUUCUUAGUGGGAAUGAACAGAGGACCUGCCAAGAUGAUGGAGAAUGGUCAGGAAAGCAGCCAAUCUGCAUAAAAGCCUGCAGAGAGCCAAAGAUCUCUGACCUGGUGAGACAGAAAGUGCUUCCAAUGCAGGUUCAGUCAAGGGAAACACCUUUGCAUCAACUUUACUCAUCUGCAUUCAGCAAGCAAAAGCUUGAAAUCUAUCCAACCAAGAAGCCAGCACUGCCAUUUGGAGACCUGCCCCCAGGGUACCAGCAUCUGCAUACUCAGCUUCAGUAUGAGUGCAUUUCUCCUUUCUACCGCCGCUUGGGUAGCAGCAGGAGGACUUGUAUGAAGACAGGAAAAUGGAGUGGGAGAGCCCCUGUGUGUAUGCCAAUCUGUGGAAAAGCAGAAAACAUCACCCUUCAGAAGAGAGUGACCUCUACCAGAUGGCCCUGGCAAGCGGCAAUCUAUCGGACAGCCAGUGGGGUGAAGGAGAACAGUCUCCGAAAAGGGGCCUGGAUCCUUAUCUGCAGCGGGGCCCUGGUGAAUGAGCGCACCGUGGUGGUGGCAGCUCACUGUGUCACUGACCUGGGCAAGACCAUUGUGCUCAAGACAGCAGAGCUCAAAGUGGUUCUGGGGAAAUUCUACAGAGAUGAUGACAGGGAUGAAAAGACCAUCCAGAAUCUGCGGAUUUCUGCCAUCAUAGUGCAUCCCAAUUAUGACCCUAUAUUGCUUGAUUCUGACAUAGCUAUCAUAAAACUCUUGGACAAAGCCAGAAUCAGCAGUCGUGUUCAACCCAUUUGCUUGUCAUCUUCUCAUGACUUGACUUCAUCCACAGAGGAUUUAAAAAUAAUGGUUACUGGCUGGAAGGUAUUGGCUGACAUUAAAGAUCCUGGAUACAAGAAUGACACAAUCCGCAUGGGAGCUGUUCAGAUGGUGGAUUCACUGUUGUGUGAGCAACAGUAUGAGGAUAAUGGGAUACAAGUCAGCAUCACUGACAGCAUGUUCUGUGCCAAACAAGACCACACAGCCUUUUCUAAUAUCUGCCCUGCUGAGACUGGUGGGAUUGCAGCCAUAACUUUGCCAGGAAAAGCAUCUCCUGAGCUAAGGUGGCACCUGAUGGGAUUAGUGAGCUGGGGUUAUGAUAAAACUUGCAGCCUAGAACUCUACAGUGGCUACACCAAAGCUCUUCCCUUCAAAGACUGGAUUGAGAAGAACCUGAAAUAAAAAGCUGUGUCUGAAAAUGGCAUUUUAUAACUAUCAUAAUAUCUCUCUCAGUCUCUGCUGCUUUAGGCUUCUCAUCCCAGUGAUGGGAUAAGGUUAAGGCAGGCAGCCUGGUAAUUUGUCCUAGGAUCAGAUGUUCCAUUGGGCUACUUUUACUUAACCCAUGACAGAGGGUCUUAGUGCAUGACAAGUUUUGCCAUAUUUCGCCUGUCUCCCCUGGUGGGAGGUUGAUG
Molecule: messenger RNA, 2188 nt
Organism: Pelecanus crispus (Dalmatian pelican)
Lineage: Eukaryota; Metazoa; Chordata; Aves; Pelecaniformes; Pelecanidae
Source: RefSeq, a predicted model, not a curated record